CGACGGUGACCUCUUUUCAGGACUAUAUAUAAGUAUGCAUCAAAUAACGUCGCGUUUAAGAGCAGAUAUGCUUGAUAGUUUAGUGGAUCAAUUUGACGGUUUUGAAACCUUGCGCGCAGAUGUUCCCUUGAUUUUUUCAUGCACAGUUAAUAAACGUUAAUAUGUUUGCUGGGACUCGUGCAGCUACACCGGCGUGAAAGUUGAUGCAGUGAGGAUGUACAAAACUUGGUUUCAAACACACAUGGACUCGAUUUAAUCAUACGUUUCCAUGCAUUCAUAACCGGGUCGUCUUAAUAGAAAUAUUCUAUUGGAUCUAAUUACCAAGAAUAAUGGAUCUACGGCGCUCCGUUCGAAUCCUGCGUUUUUUGACAUUAUUGUUGAUCCCAGUUGCAUCUAACGAUGUAUGGAACGUAACUUUCAACGCGUCCGAGCCUAUAUUUGUGUUUAUGCUAUCGGAACAAGAAAUUGCGCUCGGAUAUAAUUUUAUAUGCUACGACGCAGACGAUCAAGAAGUUUUAACCGCCACCCUGUCCAGUUCGGACACAUCUAUAUUUUCUAUUUCCGGAAACGAGACGACGCACGUGCCAUGCGUGCAAAGCCGUUUGCGAACGUCUGCAUCUUCAUAUGAGGGUCACGAAGUUGAAACUGACGUACAAGUAACGAACACAUCAGUAUUACACGAAUACGGAGUACUAAAAAUUAAAGUUAAUGGUAAAAUGUUUGGUUUGGCGAAACUACGGCUUACGAUUCAUAAUGGGGUCGAAACGCCGUCGUACGAACGCAUGUCUCCAGUCUACAAUGAGACGCUAUGGCACACGUCGAAUACGUAUGAAUUUAGUGUGGUGGUACGGCGUAAAAUGCGACCGAUUGACCAGAUUUUUACAAUUAUAGUAGGGAUUGUUGUUAUCGUAAUAACAAUGGGGUUCGGUUGCAAGCUAGACUUGAAGGUGGUUAAGGAAUGCAUUCGUCGGCCCGUGGCCCCCGGGGUAGGAUUUGGGUGUCAAUACAUCGUCAUGCCUCUGCUGGGAUACGGCAUCGCGCGUCUGGUUCCCGUGGACGACCCUAGCUUCAAGCUGGGAAUAUUCCUAUGCGGUGUUUGUCCCGGGGGCGGCCAGAGCAACAUCUUCACGUACCUGCUGGACGGGGAUGUGUCCCUUUCGAUCACAAUGACCUUCAUCAGUACUGUUGCGUCCAUAGGCAUGAUGCCCCUCUGGCUGUACACUUUGGGGCGCACCUUUCUCCAGGAAGACCUCAACCUUACCAUCCCGUACCUGAAUAUCCUGCAAGUGAUCGCCAGUCUCGUGAUUCCCUUGCUCAUUGGCAUCUUCCUCAAGUACAAGUUCAUCAAAGUCGCGUUGGUCAUCAUCAGGUUCCUCAAACCGUUCACGCUCUUGGUAAUGAUUGUCUUUCUCUGCGUUGGACUGUACGCCAACUGGUACGUGUUCAAACUGUUUAAACCAGUCCACAUUCUGGCGGGAUGCCUACUGCCGUACGGCGGAUAUCUGAUUGGUGGAUUCGUCGCCGCAAUUUUACGACAACCGAAAGCGCGCGUUAUCACCAUAGCCCUGGAAACUGGUAUGCAAAACAUGGGCGUUGCCCUGCUGGUACUGAUGAUGAGUCUUCCCUCACCGCUGAGCGAUAUCGCGAUGGUUGGACCGAUGGCGUCGGGAAUGAUGACACCGAUGCCGGCGCUUGUUGCUGCCAUCGGUUACGCGUUGUAUAAAAAAUGCUGCAAGAAAUACGAACCUGUGGCUCUUACUGACGAGGAAAUGAAAGUCAACAAGAAAAAAGAAAAUGGCACUGUCACGGAGAAGCUUACCGCCGUUUAAAAAGAACGAAAGUAAUGGCUAUUUCUAAAGAAUUACUUCCAUUAUAGAAGCUAUUAAGCAAUCGCAACCAAGCCUUGCGUGGCUAUUCCUACAUUCUCUGUUUUUGUUUGGAAUAUUUUGGUGCAAUUAAUUAGAGACUAUAUUGAAGAUGAACAUUUGGGGUGCGUUAAUAAGGAAUUGCGCUUCUUUUUCUUCAAAAUUUCUGGGCGGAAACCCUGUUUUUUAUGGUGCCUGCAUUAAGGCAAAUAAAAUUUUGUUAUUUACAUAA
Dreissena polymorpha is the source of this 2097-nucleotide messenger RNA. Its product is annotated as ileal sodium/bile acid cotransporter-like. The record is from RefSeq and is a predicted model, not a curated record. Bases 330 to 1829 code for a protein of 499 amino acids. The transcript has 3 exons. NCBI's taxonomy places the organism in Eukaryota, Metazoa, Mollusca, Bivalvia, Myida, Dreissenidae. Gene Ontology annotation, cellular component: membrane.